AUGAACGCUAAGGCUGUCUUAGAGUGGACACUAAGCGCUGGGCAAGUGUCCGAAGAAAAAGCACUGGACAUACGCCGAAGCUCUUCUGACACCGCAACAUCGACGUCAGGGACAAUCUCAUACUCAGCAAUAAGGGAAGUAUCAGCUUUGGCCAUAACUAUGAUAGAGAUGGGCUUCGGGUGCGAGAGCGAGAGACGUCCAAAGGUUGCCGGUGAGCCAUCGGCACCGCAUGCUGCAGAUUCCUGCAGGGCGCCCUUCCGCCCCUUCGGACGAGAGAUAGAUCAGAGCGACGUCAUCAAUGACAUCGUCAGGGUGGUCUGGGAUGAUGAAAUCCGAGAAAUAGACGUCCCACAGGGUCAGAGAGAGGGUCUCGGCGAAAGCGCCAAUGGCGCAGUAUACAGAACUUCCCUGAUCCUGUACAUUGGGCAGUAUGAAGAAUCCAGAGUUGUUGAGGUCCGAUUUCCACGACGAAAGCCAUUCUGCGACCGAGGAAAUUUGCGUUCCUCCGUCCAACGGAAACCAAGGAUCAGCAAUAUGGAAGAACUGAACAAGGUCCUCUGUGGGAAUAGCGAUUCUUACCACGGUCGACAGCAUCAGCGUGGAGAGAGCGGAGGGAAGACCACAGCAGAAUUACUAUCUGAUCCGCUAGCUCCGAUAAGGGAUCGGGCGGAUUCGCGCGCUUACACAAC
This is a messenger RNA of Desarmillaria tabescens, 689 nucleotides long. RefSeq lists its product as uncharacterized. The record is from RefSeq and is a predicted model, not a curated record. NCBI's taxonomy places the organism in Eukaryota, Fungi, Basidiomycota, Agaricomycetes, Agaricales, Physalacriaceae. The transcript is spliced from 6 exons. The annotation marks the transcript as partial.